AGUUGUCAUUGUGUGUACGUCCAAAAAUUUUUACAUUCUACAAUUUUUUUAUAAUGAUAAUUCAAACAAACCCGGACGGCGCGAACGAAAAGCUCAAAAGGAUCGAAACGAUAGUCAAAAAUUUCGAGGCAAGUCUCUCAUCGUCGGACGAGACGGACAAGCAGAUGCUGAUGUGCAUCCGCAUGGACCACCUCAAGAACCAAUCGUUGUGCAAUCAAUUCGAGGAAAUCCAGCGCGAGAACAAGCAGAUGCUGGACGUCCUUUAUCAGAACUUCACCGGCCAGAACUCGAGGAGCGAAUCGAACGUCGACCUCAAGUCCAAUUGCUCCACCAUGAGUUUGGUGCGUUUGCAGUACAAGUACGAGGACCUGUUGGCUCAUCACACCGGCCUGCUGAAGGUCAUGGAACUCAGGAUAUCCGAGUUGAGGAGUUGCCAGAAGGAAAACGGUUAUUUGAAGGAGGAGAUGGAGGUGCAGAAACAGAAGAUGGGCGAAAUGGAGGAGCUCCUCAGGAAGAAGGACAGGAAAAUUCGAAGCUUAAAAAAGAGGAAGGAUAAGUAUAUUGUGAAAUUGAAGUUGGAACGUGACACUUUGAGAGAUGUCCACAGCCAGCUGAUUCAAAUUAUCCAAAAUCUGUCGUUGGAGAAGGAGGAGUACAUCAAUAAUGAAAUUAAGGAGACUCCGAGCUCAUGUAAGGCUUUACUGUUAACCGAGAUCAAGAAAAACAACAUGUUGUCGUUCGAAAACAUAAAACUGCAGCAACAGACCGAAUACUUGAAAUCGUUGUUGAGUCUUUCAGGAAACAGUAAAUCUGAAAAUAAAAUCAGCCAUAACUAGUGAA
This is a messenger RNA of Aethina tumida (small hive beetle), 840 nucleotides long. RefSeq lists its product as uncharacterized. Bases 54 to 836 code for a protein of 260 amino acids. The record is from RefSeq and is a predicted model, not a curated record. Lineage: Eukaryota; Metazoa; Arthropoda; Insecta; Coleoptera; Nitidulidae. The transcript has a single exon.